Aureobasidium pullulans EXF-150 is the source of this 751-nucleotide messenger RNA. RefSeq lists its product as uncharacterized. Lineage: Eukaryota; Fungi; Ascomycota; Dothideomycetes; Dothideales; Saccotheciaceae. The transcript has a single exon. The record is from RefSeq and is a predicted model, not a curated record. The coding region runs from base 98 to 619 and encodes 173 amino acids.
UGGACAAAUCGACUUUGAUCAACGACAUGGUUUCUUAACUCAACUCGUGUGGAAAAAUGCAGUUUUGCCGUCCUGGACGUCUUAUGGGCGGCGAAAGAUGCAUCCAUACAUUCUUAUGUUGUCUGCAUUUCCGCUAUUGGGGGUUUAUGCCGGCUGUUGCUCGGCGGCAUCAUCCUACUCAGACAAUCUUGCUCAACUCGGAGUGGCUAAAAGCACUCAAUCCUCAUCUUGGGUUGCAUAUGCUUCGAGCAGAGCAAAGCGGAUUCGGAUUUCAUACCUGGCAGUGUCACUCGGCAGGCUUCUCGCUUCAUCGCUGGUCGACCUGCACUUCCAUCUGGCCACCCACGGUACAUCAGAUUGCACCCAUCCUUUGGCUCCCCUAAUCAUCCAUCAUCCAUCUUCUGCUGUCCUUUUUUCCUUCUUUGAUUUUGUUGCUUGGGAUUUGGAGGGCGGCUUGUGGGGAGGUUUUGAGCAUCAGGGGACGAAACACAGGGGAGGAAGAGCCCGAACAAACCAGAUUGAAACCACAACCGACACCUUCGAUAGAGGAUCAAGCAAAGGACAGGACAUGUACCACAUGUCUAUCACAGAAUGCGUCUUUUCAAGAGAAAAAGCUUGACGUCGGUUGUCUUCUGUUCGAAGAAGACAGAUGCUCCUGGGGAACUGCUUUAUUUCAUUUUAGGUAGUAUUGUAUUCGGUCUUGCUUUUGCUCCCAAAAUCCUUGCAUCAAUGUAUAUCCUGCUUCACGUGA